UAGAACUACUUUUCUUUGCGAUCUUCAUUGUUAUCAUCAACCGGACCCCCAACUCCAAUAAAGGCUCCGAAGUUAGGAAGAAGAUGGUCCUCGAAAGAUCCUUCGCCCCGGGAUACGGAGGUCCCACCGCCGGUGUCAUCAACUACACUUCGAGCGAAGACAAGUUUGUCCCUCGAGAGCCUCUAUUCUCGUAUACAUACUCACCUGCUCCAGAUGGUAGGCCCCAGACAAACGCUCGUUAUGAACCAACAGAGGUCAUAAUCAAUGACAUCCGUGACGACCCCAGUCUCACCCUUGAGGCCGCAGGGUUCCAGCAUAUCACAUCCGAGUCGACAUUGAGCGAGGCGGAAUUUCAGUCGCUGGACACUAACCUCGAGGAGGCGCCAGCGGACCUUGCUGAAAAUCAAGUGCUGGCGAGGUAUCAUGCAGAAGUAGAAGGGAUACUUCGGCGAGCUAUCCCUAACGCCAAACGAGUCAUCACCUACAACCAGCGAGUACGGCUGCACACCCCCAAAACCGGCUUGAAUGGGUACGACUUUACAUCGCCCAAGAACUUUCCUCUUCUGAGACCGCAUAUCGACCUGUCGCCUGAGAGUGCGGCGGAGCUGGUCGAGUCCCUCGCAGGGAUCGGACAUCGAGCCUUCAUCGUCAAUGUCUGGCGUCCGAUCCGUGGUACUGUUCUUGAUGCGCCACUAGCUGUGACCGACGCUCGGUCUCUUUCCCAAGAAGCAAAAAUUCACACUCGCUUCGUAUAUCCUGAACGGGAAAAGGGCUCUUACUCGAUCCAAAACAAAGGCGACAUCAAGUGGUACUUCAUCUCUGCGCAGGAACCUUCAGACGUCUUGUUGUUCAAGCAAUACGACUCUGAGAAUCCUGGUCAUGUUGUGGGGCACACAGCAUUCCUGGAUGAGAGGUUUGAUGGUCAGCCGGGGGUGGUGCCUAGAUGGAGUAUCGAGACGAGGUCUGUUGUGAUUCUUGAGUGAUUUGCGAACGGUGGAUCCUCAUUCAGGUGGGG
Cryptococcus amylolentus CBS 6039 is the source of this 1015-nucleotide messenger RNA. RefSeq lists its product as hypothetical. Lineage: Eukaryota; Fungi; Basidiomycota; Tremellomycetes; Tremellales; Cryptococcaceae. Bases 84 to 983 code for a protein of 299 amino acids. The transcript has 8 exons. Gene Ontology annotation, molecular function: oxidoreductase activity. The record is from RefSeq and is a predicted model, not a curated record.